CAAUAAACAUCUUACCCCUAACCCAACAUAUCUGAACUGCCUCCAUCUCUCACUCUCUUUAGCAAUUUUUAUGCACUCCACACUCUCCCAGCCAAUAACUCACGCACACAGUGUUUUUUUUUUCUUUUAUUCUUUGGUCUGGUCUUUGCUUGAAAAACUCAGAGGAUCUUGCCUCACUCUCAUUUCAAACCGUCGGCAAAGUUUCACACAUCUCAGUGCAAGAUCCAAACAUUACCCCAAACACCACCUCAAGCUUGAGUUUGUUGAAGAAGACAAUAAAUUUGAUGUAAGGGAUCAUCACCAAAAGAGAAGGAAGAUAAGACUAUUGAAAGUGCUUACUAUUUACGAAUCAAUGGAAUUGCCACUCACCAUAUCGAAAGUAGGAGCAGAAGGAGCCUCUGUUGAUUCUUCCAGAAAGGAAGAUUCUUUUGUCGUCCUCGGCCAUAGCUCUAGCCAGAAAAACAGAAGCAGUAGUGCUAAUACUUGUUACUACGAAGGAGAACGUCUUACUUGGCUUCUCCAAUCCAUUCAAAGAAAGAUAGAGUUGGUCAGAGCUGAUGCUUCUUUACCUGAGAAGAUAUGGUUCAAGCAACAAUUCUCAAUUGGGGUCAAUGAAGUUACUCGUGUCCUUGAACGCAUGGCCAUGCCUCACAACUCUACCACAAAGAUUCAGCUUCAGGCAUUGCUUGUUGCUUCUGACUCCAACCCCAGAUGGCUUACCAAGCAUCUCCCUAGCCUGGCCUUGUCAAGGAAGGUACCACUAUUCAUUCUCAAAGACAACAAACAAGCUUCCUUGAGAUUAGGUCAACUCGUCCACCUUAAGACUGCUAUUGUUAUUGGAGUUAAGGUACACUUGGCGAGGGCUGGUUGGCUGCUGCAGCUGACUGGUGCAUGCGUGGCGAGCUGAGAUUCGUUGGGCGCUGACAGCUGGGGACCACGCAUGAGGAAGGCUGGCAGGCAGGUCUGGCGCACCACUUGCGCCUGUCUGGAGUGUGGCUCACGCACGCAUGGGAGCCCUUCGAUCAGUCAACGAAGGGUGCGGAUGGGCUGUUGACUGUGACUGAGAGUGGGCUUCAUAAAGGCUGAUCUGAUUUCCUUUUCUAAAAUUAUGCUUUUGACCCAUUUCUUUAAGUUUUUCUUCAUUUUAAUCCCAA
Molecule: messenger RNA, 1154 nt
Organism: Cannabis sativa
Lineage: Eukaryota; Viridiplantae; Streptophyta; Magnoliopsida; Rosales; Cannabaceae
Exons: 9
Coding region: 71-907 (278 amino acids)
Source: RefSeq, a predicted model, not a curated record